AUGGCAAGUAACAGUGACGAAGUUGUUAGCAAUAACAACACUAUGAUAUUAUCAAUUCGAUUGAUUCGUUCGUUUGAACAUCGAAAUAUGCGUUAUUUAAUAUUACGUUCUAUUGAUUCAUCGGGACAAAUGACUGGCAAAGAACUCAAAGAGCACAUUCUAACAAUGUUGCCCAACGAAAAACUUCCACCACCAUUUAAAACAUUUGCAUUUGAUACAUUGAAGAUUGAACAUUUUCCACAUCAAGCAAAAAGUAAUGAUUUAGUGAUUCGUCGAGAUGGCGAUGAGCAAUUAUUAAUUCAAGAUGAUAAACGCUUAUGCGAUUACAAAGUUGUUGAUGGUACUGAAAUUGCAUUUUUUAAAGCAAGUGAUUAUGAACUCUACAAAAUAAAUCCAGACAUGCUUAUGGACUAA
Rotaria socialis is the source of this 414-nucleotide messenger RNA. The record is from the annotation of a GenBank genome assembly. Lineage: Eukaryota; Metazoa; Rotifera; Eurotatoria; Philodinida; Philodinidae.